AGUGCGCAGUCCGAUGAUGAAAAUUGGUAUGCCCUUGUGAAGUUUCAAACACAGUAUUAUUAGUACUAAUCCCUCCAUGGCAGAAAAGCUGGCUUUCCCUCUUUUGCUGCCAAAUCCAAAACCCCUUUUUCCCAAUCACCAUUCAACCACCACUCCCAUAACGCCUCUUCUUCAAGACUUCUUUUUGAACCAAAACCACACUUCUUCUCCCCCCGACGCCGUCUCCAACCGCCGCAACCGCUGGUCAAGUCACCGCCUUUCCUCUCGAGGUCAGACAAUUCUCCAAACCUUAAUCGACCCUUCUUUUGAUUCCAAUCGCUUCCAUGAUAUUUUCCCACAGCUAUUUGAACAAGCCAGUUCUUCUACCCGGGACUCCUUGUCUUGGGAUAUUUUGGGCAUAAUCAAGGGUUUAGGGUUUUACAACAAAUGUGAACUUGCAUUGACUGUGUUUGAUUGGGUUCGAGGUAGGGAGGAUCGCGUUUCGCUUUUGAAUAGUUCUGUAAUCGCUGUGAUUAUUAGCAUUCUUGGUAAGGCGGGUAGGGUUUCAUCUGCGGCAUCUUUGCUGCACAAUCUAGAAAUAGAUGGGGUUGAGGUAGAUGUGUAUGGCUAUACUUCUUUGAUAACUGCUUAUGCCAAUAAUAAGAGGUAUAGGGAGGCCUUGAAGGUAUUUAACAAGAUGCAAGAAGUGGGGUGUAAACCUACUUUAAUUACUUAUAAUGCCAUUUUGAAUGUUUAUGGGAAAAUGGGCAUUCCUUGGACCAAGAUUAUUGCUCUUGUUCAGGAAAUGAAAAUCCAUGGGCUUGCCCCAGAUUUGUGCACUUAUAAUACACUUAUAAGUUGUUGUAGGAGGGGAUCUUUGUAUGAAGAAGCUCUUGACCUUUUUGAGGAAAUCAAGUUAGCUGGAUUUGUACCUGACAUGGUUACGUAUAAUGCAUUGUUGGAUGUUUAUGGUAAGUCCAGACGGCCUAAGGAAGCCAUGGAGGUUCUGAAACAGAUGGAAAGUAAUAGUUUUCCUCCAGGCAUUGUUACCUACAACUCGUUGAUAUCGGCUUAUGUUAGAGGUGGUCUCUUGGAGGAAGCAUUGGAGCUUAAAACCCUGAUGGUGGAAAAAGGGAUUAAACCUGAUGUUUACACCUACACCACCCUUUUGUCAGGAUUUGUAAAUGCUAGAAAAGAUGAGUUUGCAAUGAAAUUUUUUGAGGAAAUGAGAACAGCAGGCUGCAAACCUAAUAUCUGCACCUUUAAUACCCUUAUUAAGAUGUACGGUGACCGAGGAAAGUUUGCGGAAAUGGAAAAAGUUCUUAAGGAGAUCAAGGUAUGCAAGUGUUCCCCUGAUGUUGUUACUUGGAAUACGCUUUUGGCUGUAUUUGGACAAAAUGGAUUGGACUCUGAAGUAUCAGGGGUAUUUAAGGAAAUGGAGAGAGCCGGGUGUGUGCCUGAGAGGGACACCUUCAACACUCUAAUAAGCGCAUACAGCAGGUGCGGUUCCUUUGACCAAGCUAUGGCUGUUUAUAAGAGAAUGCUGGAAGCUGGAGUCACUCCAGAUCUUUCUACUUAUAAUGCUGUUUUAGCGGCAUUGGCUCGAGGAGGGCUUUGGGAACAAUCUGAGAAAGUCCUUACUGAAAUGAAGGAUGGUCAAUGUAAACCUAAUGAGAUAACAUACUCCUCUUUGCUUCAUGCUUAUGCCAAUGGUAAGGAGAUUGAAAGGAUGAAUGCUCUUGCAGAGGAGAUAUACUCUGGCACAAUUAAAACACAUGCUGUUCUUUUGAAGACCCUUGUUCUAGUAAAUAGCAAAGUUAAUCUCCUAGCAGAAACAGAACGCGCCUUUUUGGAGUUUAAGAAGAGAGGAAUCUCGCCUGACAUAACUAUUUUGAAUGCAAUGCUUUCAAUUUAUGGGAGGAAGAAGAUGGAAGCCAAAACCAAAGAGAUUCUGAACUUUAUGUAUGAGAGUGGAUAUACUCUGAGUUUGACUACUUAUAAUAGCUUGAUGUAUAUGUACAGCCGAUCUGAAGACUUCCAAAAAUCAGAAAAAAUCUUGAGGGAAAUUCUGGAGAAAGGUAUCAAGCCUGAUAUAAUCUCAUACAAUAUAGUUAUUUAUGCAUAUUGCAGAAAUGGCAUGAUGACAGAGGCUGAAAGGAUAUUUGAAGAAAUGAAAUCUCCUGCACCUGUUCCUGAUGUUGUAACUUACAAUACAUUUGUAGCAACUUAUGCUGCUGACUCCAAGUUCAUGGAGGCUAUGGAUGUAGUUCGGAACAUGAUCAAGAAGGAAUGUAUGCCAAACCAGAAUACUUACAACUCCAUAAUUGAUUGGUACUGUAAGCUCAAUCUGCGAGAUGAGGCACACAAUUUUGUUCAAAACCUUGGCAACCUUGAUCCGCAUAUAUCUGACGAGGAAAAAAGCAGGUUAUUACAGCGCAUGGCAAAGAAAUGGUCGUAAGUUGAUCCAUAAUUUCCUCUUUCCCUGCCAAUGUUGUGUAACAUUUGGGUAAGGAGGUUGACAUAAACCCAGUGAAGUUGUAACUGGAUUUUUUAUCUGAAGAAAGAUACCAGUAUAUGCAUUGCGGGUUUGAUAUUAUUACAGGAAGGUGGGAAAUUAUAAUUAGGAAGAGGGGAGAGGUCGAUUUUGAAGGUUAAUAAUACAAUUAUAGCGAUGAAAUGAAGGGGGAAAAACUUGUGCAGAGUGAAGGCUUUUAAUGCAAAAGCCUUUCUAAUAACUUCUUGUAGGAUUUUGUAUUGUUUGUGUGCAACAAAAUUUUUGCAUGCUCUUCUUUUCUGGAUCACCGUUAAUUAAUGAUUA
Messenger RNA from Gastrolobium bilobum, 2797 nucleotides. Its product is annotated as pentatricopeptide repeat-containing protein At5g02860-like. Gene Ontology annotation, molecular function: protein binding. The record is from RefSeq and is a predicted model, not a curated record. The transcript has a single exon. Bases 77 to 2437 code for a protein of 786 amino acids. Lineage: Eukaryota; Viridiplantae; Streptophyta; Magnoliopsida; Fabales; Fabaceae.